CUCUCUCUCUCUCUCUCUCUCUCUCUCUCUCUCUCGAUUCUGCAACAAACGAACGCAGUGAAGAAAGUUUCUUAACAACAACACUUGCCUACACGUUCUCUUCUAGCCAUAAACCAUUUUCACUUUCUUCUUAUACUCUCUCUUUCUCUCUCACACCAUUUUCUUUCUUCUCAAGAUUCAUCCUUUUUCUUUUUUCUGAAAACAAGGAUUUUCGUCCGGGAUCGUGUUCUGCUUGUCUGUGCAUUUCAGUUUUUCGUCUAAUGGCAAGUGAAAGUGCUGAAUUACCACCGGUUACCCCGGAGGUAACUACGUCGCCAGUGGUUGAAAGACGAAAGGCGGGCUCUGGAAAAAGCAGCGAAAAAGUUGUUCCGCGGUAUCUCAGAGCUUCCACCGGUUCGUGUCAUGAUAGAUGUAAAUAUGGGGGGAACCAUUCUAUUGAUCCGAAGGAAAGACGUUCGAUACCUGACAGAGCCACGAGAAAACAACUUUACCACCAGACUCGUGGAGAGAGCAUUGGUGGGAUGGUUGCGAAGUCCAGACUAUCGGUUGAUUCCAAGCUAACAAAGAUGUCAACGGAUGUACUCAAAGAAUCGGCUGAUUCUAAGCCGAGAAAGAUGUCAACGGUCGUACUCAAAGAAGCAGUCGGUUCCAAGGCUCGGACUUCUGAUUCCUUAGAAGCCAAAAACAGGAAGAAAACAUCAUCUGUUGAGGUCAAACCAUCACUAGUAUCGAAGUCGCUUAAUUCUCCAUCAACAAGUCAAGAAAUUUCAUCAUCAAUUGAUAAGGAGAUGCAACUUCUGAAGACUCCUUCAAAAUCAAUUUCGAAGGUUGAAAGUAUAUCAAAACCAACCUCUCAAGUCAAAACGUCGUCGAAAUCAACUGUCGUCCCGGUGGAAGCUGUGCCAAAAUCAAUUCUCAAGAAAGUGGAAAAUCCUUCAAAAUCAAUCUCCAAAGUCAAAACUUCAUCGAAAUUUACUUCCAAAACGGAAGGAACUUCAUCACAUUUACGUUCUUCAAAUGGCACCGAAAUGAAGUUGUUGACAAAGCCUUCGUCGUCAUUGAGUUCAAUUCGCGGUGCAACGAACAAAGGAAGUAACGAGAUCAAGACGGAAAAGAAAGUAGCUUCCUUCAAAGCAUCUCCAAGAAAACUGAAAGUACCUAUAAAAGCUUUGUCAUCUCCUAGAGCCUCUAUCAAGCACAAGAAUCUGAAAAUUGUGUCUCCUCUUAAGAAUCAGAAAGCUGCGACAAAAGUCGAACUUGAGGAACACGAGAAUCCAAGGAAUCAGAAGACUUUGACAAAUGUCGAACUCGAGGAAAACAAAAUCCAUGAGGUAAAGGAAAAGACUUUGUACGUCAUCGAGACGGAAACUGAAAACAAAACUUUGCAAUCUAAUCAAAACGCAACCUACGAUGAUGAUGAAUCGUACCUCCCUCAGUUGUUGACGCCCGAGUCUUCAUCAACCUCAGUUACUCAAUCCAUAUCCGAAGAAAACCAAGACGAAUCUGAAUACACAACUAGUGAAUACGAGCUGGCCUCUUUAUCGGGAAACUCUGAAAUCGAAAGCAUUAUAAACAACGAGACUUUAAUGGUCGACAAGCCGGGAAAGGUUAAGGAAGUAGAAGACAAGGAUAGCGAAAUGGCGAAAUUAAAGCUCAGAAAAGGGAAAGUGGUUGAUAAUCAAAGUGAGAGAAAUACUCCAAGAAAGCUUAAGUUUCGGAGAGCGAAAGCAUUGGAAGAGAAAGCAAAUGUUAAAGAGAAAGUUGUGCUGAGACACCAAGAUUUCGAGGACAAGAAAGAUGCACAAGGAUUGUUUAACAAUGUGAUUGAGGAAACUGCAAGUAAACUUGUUGAAGCUAGGAAGAGUAAGGUCAAAGCAUUGGUUGGUGCAUUUGAAACUGUUAUCUCUCUUCAAGAGAAAUAACACAUUCUGCAAAACAUAGAAUCAAUUUGGAUCAAGUUUUUGUUUUUUUUGGUUUGUUUUGUGUAAAUAAGUGAUAGGAGAAUAAGCUUUGAUUGAAGGGAGUUCAAAGUAGAGUAGAUUUUGGCUUGAAUUGUUCCUUGAAGCUCUCUUUGUAGAGUUGAAAAAAGGGAUUUUGUGUUUGAAACUUUUCUCUCUUAACUUGAAUCAUUAUAUAGUUUUUCA
Messenger RNA from Vicia villosa (hairy vetch), 2144 nucleotides. RefSeq lists its product as uncharacterized. The coding region runs from base 261 to 1922 and encodes 553 amino acids. The transcript has 2 exons. Lineage: Eukaryota; Viridiplantae; Streptophyta; Magnoliopsida; Fabales; Fabaceae. Gene Ontology annotation, molecular function: calmodulin binding. The record is from RefSeq and is a predicted model, not a curated record.